UGGUCCUGAACUGCGUGUGAUGAGAGAGAAGAAACACUGCCUCGGGCACCCCCGGAGCCCUCACAGGAGCCCCUGGGCAAGGUGUGAGGUUGUGUCAACAGAGGAGAUGCGUUGUCUGGAGCAGAGAGCAGGCGCCUGCCCUUCGUAUCCCUCUGACCAGGAGGAAGACGGGCAGGGAGCUGCGGGGGCACCUGUGCUGUGAGCAUAGGCACAAGAGUCCUCUCCUCCCAUAACAGAAGGUGGGAACCAAAAGGUGAGCAGACCUUUGCUCAGGGAGGAGGAUUGAGAGGAAGGCGCUCAGCUCCAAGGAUAGACCUAGGCUUUUCCUGUAUGUAUCUAGGGAGGGAAUGGUGAAUGCCAAUGAACCUGCCUUCCUUUUAGGCAAAAACGUUUACUGGUGCCUCAGACUACACUAACAAGAGAGUUUUUAGUUUGUUCCCUCGGGAUGUUACCUGUUGCUUUGUCAUUAAGACCCUUGUCAUCAUUUUUUUUUUUUUUUUUUUUUUGCAGGUUUCACAUAAACUGUUUACCAGACAUGCCCCUGCAUGUCCUGUACCUAAGCUGAUAAAGCAUCUAUGCACUUUAAUCUCAAGUCUGUGCCAGUCUGCUAGUACAGUGUGAGCUGUGCCUUGAACCUUGGAUAUAAAGACCUACCAGCCAAAGUCUUGUUCCUGCCUUAGUAAUGUUCCAGAGGUUAAAUAACAUGCUCAUGGGAGAGAUUGAUAGCUUGUCCAGCCAAGAGCCAGAGUUCAGUGAGAAAGAAGAUGAUGAGUGGAUACUGGUUGACUUUAUAGACACUUGCACUAACUGCUCCGCGGAGGAAGCGGACAUCGCUGAAGCAUCGGCCGCAGAUGGCUCGCCUGUCUUCUCUUGUUUACCAUCUCCCUUGGAACACUUGCCAGAGGCCAGCGAGUCUUGCUUCAUCCAGUUCGAGUCGUGCCCCAUGGAGGAGAGCUGGUUUAUUACCCCUCCCCCGUGUUUUACUGCAGGUGGAUUAACUGCUAUCAAAGUGGAAACCAGUCCGAUGGAGAACCUCCUCAUAGAGCAUCCCAGCAUGUCUGUGUAUGCUGUUCACAAUACCUGUCACAGCCUUAAUGAGACGGGGUGUGGAGAUGAGGAGUUUCACAGCCCAGGUAGUCCCAGGUAAGUGUGGUCAAUCUGAAGCUGAUCUUCAAUCCUUCAAACACAAUCUAGAGUAACUAGAGUUGCAUUCUUUUGAAAUGACACCUAAAUCUCCAAAUAUCUUGCAGCAGGUCCUGAAUGUUGAUGUUAAAUAUCAAUGUCUUGGAAGCCUAUCACUAAGAUAGUUUGUGUGCUGUUUUAUAAACUAUGAUGCAUAGAUGGGUUCUUAGUUGGUCUUUUAAAGAAACUUAACUGAGAUGGAAAUCAGUUACAUUUUACAUUAAUCAAAGUGGAGUUAGAAGAAUUUGAGGUUAGGUGUAUUCUUUAAUGACCAGAACUUGACAGCUUGUGUAUCUGUCUGUAUUCAGCAUAUAUGGUUACUUCCUAACAAAGACAUACUAUAGCUGCCAGUGGAUAUUACAUAGCUAUGCUGAACUGUUACAAGAAGGACAUCUAAUGUAAAUUGCCUAGUACCUACUCGUGUUCGUGGAGUCUGUGUAGGUGUGUUGGGUACUUGAGAUGGGUAUCAAAAAGGGUUAAAUGUCCAUCCUCCCCGCCCCCCAGUAUUGUUGCAGUAGGAUAUGGCACUGGUGUUACAGAUGUAGUACCUCACAGUGGAGUGGAAGGAAAAGUGGGCCUAUGGGUUAAGUGCAGACAUACAACACAGAGCUGAACUGGGUUUUACUUGGUGCAGUUUGAGUUCUUAUUCCGUUUCUCUAAUUCUUUCUGGUUUUAAGAGAUGUAUUUCCCCUACCCCAUUUCAUUUAAUCUCUGGUCUACUUACAGGAAAAGAAUGGUGUAUUGACUGUUCUUUUAAUCCCAUCAGUAGCUGACUGCUCUUUAAAGAAGUCAGGCUGAUGGAUAGCUAUUUCUGAGCUGCUAAUUGCUGUUAGAUUGUCUCAUAUUUACAGAGUAGCUCAGAAGUAGCUAGAAGGAAGGUCUUAUUAGUUCCAAUUUUCUCUCUUUCUCUCUCUCUAAAAAUGAAGUCCAAGUUAAUUGCGACUGGAAAUGAAGGGCAGUGUGUGGCAGGGAGAAGAGGAUGCUGGAAAACAGUCUUACAGAACUAAACAGAGAUACACACAGGAGUGUAUAAAAAUGGAGAUAGAUCGGCAGUGUUGUUCCCUUAGCCCAUUGAGGGCAGAAGGACUGGAUAGCAAUUCCAUGGGCCAACAGGAAAGAAAAGCCAUUCAAAACUGACAAGUAAUUUUUUUAAGAACACUGUACAACAUGUUUUGGAAGUUGGCAGGCACUUGAAAAACCCAGAACACAAAGUUCACCUCUUAAUAAAGAGUGUAUAUUAAACAGCAGCCACAUGGCAUGCCAAACCCUGAUAGAUCAAUCUGGGAAGUAGACUAAAUGCCUAUGGAGGUGAGGAAGCAGAAAUCUGCACUGAAAAAAGAGGGGAAAUAUCAGUAGGUUUAUCCCCCUUUCUGUCAGUACUUAAUGUGACUUACUGUUUUUAACUUGUGUUUAUUGCCUAGGGCAUUAAAGUGUUAACAUUACAUUCAACAACGUCUUCCAGUAGUCCUUAUACAGAAGCUAGUAUAAGGAGUCAUGUGAGGAUUCUUUAAAAUCAGGCAAGAUCAAUAAUGUGAAUUAUUCUAGACCUAUGAAGUAUUUUAAAUUCAGCCAAAUGCUUCAAAUUCAUUGAAGCCAAACCCCAGCAACUUGGAUUGACCUUGAUGUAACGGUACUGUUGCACAUUCUGCAGCUGGAAUUGUUGUGGAACAUGCUUAGUAUACAGGAAAUGGCACUUGUAACCUCUGUUUCACUGCAGAUGUGCUGCUUCACUGGGAUUAGUAAAGAUUCUUGCCAGGGGAUGCUGACAAAUAGUUAAGUGUGUAAAAUCAAUAGGUGCUUUCCUGGAUACGCUGGUCUCCUUUAUUUUAUUUUUUUAAGACACAUUGAAUUCACAUGCACAGUGAAAGAAAACAGAAUUGGUCACACCAGAAGUUUCCAAAACAGAUUUUUAUUACCAUUUUCAGCAGUACGUGCCUGUGUCCAUACAACAAUUCUCUGGUGGUCCAAAUACUCUGGUUUAUCUGCAAAUAGCUGUAGUUUCACCAGUCUCUCAUCUGCUCAUGAAUACUCUUACUUGCCUCAGAUUAUCUACUUCUAUCACUCCAGCUUUUCGCCCAGUUUAAACUUCCUUCUCCUCACUGCCAACUUUCUAGCUCAGGAAAAUUCUUUUCUUCCCUGUAUUUUUUUUUUUUUCUUCGUAUAAAAGUAAUUACUUUCCUUCAGCUUUAAUUGUCUUAAAGUGAAAUGAAGGAAGAUGGAGUCUCCACCUCCCUGUAUUAGAAGGAGUUAAGUAAUCCUUUAACUCCUGACAGGGAGAUGGGUGUUGAGAGUAUAAGGCUCCCAGGCAUUACAGUGAGAGCCUUGGACUGUUCUUCUCAGUAGGCAAGUAAAUGCAACUUUAGACUGCUCCUAGAAUUGGGAGAUACUGAUCUUUUUAUACUACAUUACUAGAUGACUCUCUGGUGAUGAAAACCUAUAUCUUUCAGGAUAUAAACUAUUUUGUUGCACAAGCUGUGCUUCUCAAUUUGUAAUAUUAGAAACCAUAUUACUGUGUGAGAUAGUACUGCAUCAAUGGCUUUUUUUAAUGUGUUUUACAUAUUUAUGUUGGUCUAGCCCUGUUUUGUGCCUGGAGCUAUUGGGCAAAUAGAUUUGUUUUGGUUUUGUGUUUUAAUAGCAAGCUGUGUGGCUUCUUAUAUGGUUUUUUGACUUGUAUUAAAGUGUGUGUUCUUGUAAAAAGCGGAGGCCUUGCACUGUCUUAUACUGAUUGAUAUUCAUGAAUCUUGCUGAAACUGUAUUUUCAUAUGUAUUGGUCAAUAGACAGAUUUGCAUUUUAAACUGUGCCUUCUACACAGCAAACUUGAAGAUUCAAAAGGGACAUUUCAGUUAGGAUUAAUACUGUACAUCAGUCUAUGCAUAUAUGGCAGCUUCUCUCCAGAGCCACUUCUCUAUUUGUAGCAGUCCUUUUGAUAUGGAAGAAUGUCUGGCUCUUAUUUUUAAAAGUAUAACACAAGCUGAAAAACAACAAAAUACAGCACUUUGCCAAAAAGUAGCAUUGCUUAACCAGUGUGUAUUUACUAAAGUGAUCUUCUGUAUUUUGUUUUCAUAGUGCGUUGUGCACAUUGUGGGGAAACAUGAUCUUAACUCUCAAUAAAAAAUGGCCUAUUAAAA
Strigops habroptila (Kakapo) is the source of this 4311-nucleotide messenger RNA. RefSeq names its product tumor protein p53 inducible nuclear protein 1 (gene TP53INP1). Gene Ontology annotation, biological process: autophagosome assembly; positive regulation of DNA-templated transcription. The coding region runs from base 683 to 1147 and encodes 154 amino acids. Gene Ontology annotation, cellular component: nucleus; autophagosome. The record is from RefSeq and is a predicted model, not a curated record. NCBI's taxonomy places the organism in Eukaryota, Metazoa, Chordata, Aves, Psittaciformes, Psittacidae. The transcript has 3 exons.